Aquila chrysaetos chrysaetos is the source of this 1524-nucleotide messenger RNA. RefSeq names its product chromosome 1 C4orf46 homolog (gene C1H4orf46). The transcript is spliced from 2 exons. Lineage: Eukaryota; Metazoa; Chordata; Aves; Accipitriformes; Accipitridae. The coding region runs from base 53 to 382 and encodes 109 amino acids. The record is from RefSeq and is a predicted model, not a curated record.
AGGCGGGAUGGGCGGGGUGGUGGGCGGGCGGUGUCCGUGAGGGGAGCGGGAUAUGGCCGAGGCGGGGCCGCUGCCGCCCGCGGCGGUGCCCGAGGGAUCGCCCGAGGGAUCGCCCGGCGCCGGGCCUCGGAGGAUCCCCGGCGGGAGCCAGGGGUCGCGGCCGCCGGAGCUGCCGCCCGGCGACCCGCGGGAGCUGCUGGAGGAGGUGGAGAUGCAGAUCGGCGACGCCGCCUUCUCGCUGGCAAAGAUCCUGGAGGCGACGUCGGCCGUGUCGGCCCAGGUGGAGGAGCUCGCCACCAAGUGCUCGGAGAACGCCCGGUUCCUCAGAACAUGGCGGGACCUGCUGAGGGAGGGCUACGAGUCCCUGAAGCCCAGCGGCUGACCCUGUCCCCGCGGCGGCUCCACCGGGUCUCGCUGAGCUGACCGCUUGUGGCAGACUGGAAUGCGGGUUUCUUUUUAAACGAGCUUCUUGAGGGAGUUCACGUGGAUUUUUGUUUCCCCUCAGCAGUUACCCGUGAGCCCGGAGUUCUUUCAGAAAUACCUGAUGAUGACUCGUAUGGAUGUUGUAUGUAAGUCACCGAGUAAAAUAACUUUGUUUAGGGAAUCAGUUAUGACUUUUAGACUCUUCCAUUGCAAGCGAUCUCAUACGUGAAAUACUCUCCCCGCCCCCCCCCCCGCUUUCUUUUUUCUGGUAACCGGGUGGUGGACGCAACGUUGGUAUGUGUGGUACAUCCGGAACUCAUUCCUGGUGGGGAAGUGGUGUCCUGCAAGGAGAUAGUGUCAGCCCUCCUUUUUAAGAGCUGUCACCAGUGGAAACCUUGCCAACUGCAGAGAAACUUGCUGAACUAACUUCAGUUUUUCUCUAUGCACGCUUUUUCUUGGUGUUGAGGAUGGGAGAACAUGGCAAGUUGUGGCUUAUUUACAAGCUUUAGGUAAGCCACAUAUCCCAAACCUUACAAUUUUUGUAGUAUUGCAAUACAUUUCUGUAAAGCUGCAGUUUUUUGCAAGAUGUUUGAUUACUGCACACAAUUUUACACUAUCUUUUGUUGCAAUGAAGUGCCUUAUGAUGGACUGUAUAUCUCUGCAUGGUAGAAGUUUAACAGCAUUGUUGACUGAUAGAAUGGAUUACUUCAAACUGUAGGUAAAAGCGUCCAUCGGUUGGAAAAGAAUCUGUGAAAUGUAUUCUCCCAUCCCUCGGGAAGCGCGUUAAGAGCUUUUUCAGUAUUUGGUCCUAUUUUAUAUCUUUGCCUUAAGCAGUUACUAGUUAGUUAGUCUCGAGCUUACAGUUAACAGAACCUUUUGGUCUGGAAGAUCGCUAACCUGUAGCUGUACUGAAACUCCUGUACCUUUACCAGAGCAAUGUGAAAAAAGUAAUGCUGAAAUGCAAUAGGGGACUGCAGGAGAACAUGGUUGUACCAUGAUUUAUUAGUCAGCCUUAUUUUUACUGGUAGAAGAACUUUUUAAAAGACAAAACUGUAAUUUUCUUACCAAAACAAUAAAGAUGUUACAAAAAAAAAUCUGAAA